AUGACUUCCAUCAUAAAAUUACACUGUCUUUCCGGAGCUGGUGAUGAAUCUCCACCCUGUUACGUUCUUCAAAUAGAUGAAUUUAAAUUUCUUCUAGAUUGCGGUUGGGACGAAAAAUUUGAUAUAGAUUUUAUAAAAGAGUUGAAAAGGCAUGUCAAUAGUAUUGAUGCAGUCCUUCUUUCUCACUCGGAUCCUCUUCACCUUGGUGCCUUACCAUUUGCAGUUGGUCAACUUGGCCUCAACUGUCCAAUAUAUGCUACUCUUCCUGUGUACAAGAUGGGUCAAAUGUUUAUGUAUGAUUUGUACCAGUCACAUCGGAAUGUAUCAGAUUUUGAUUUGUUCACACUGGAUGAUGUUGAUGCAGCUUUUGAUAGAAUUACACAGUUAAAAUACAAUCAGAGUGUUGAUAUGAAAGGUAAAGGGCAUGGACUGAGAAUUACCCCCAUACCUGCAGGGCACUCUCUUGGUGGAACGGUAUGGCGUAUAGUGGCACCGGGCGAAGAAGAUAUAGUGUAUGCACCAGACUUCAAUCAUAAGAAAGAACGGCAUCUUAAUGGCUGCGAAAUUGAGAAAAUAAUGAGACCGUCUUUGCUUUUGCUUGGUGCAGCAAAUGCUGAUUAUGUGCAACAGAGACGGAGAAUGAGGGAUGAGAAGCUUAUGACAACAAUACUUAGCACUCUCCGCGGUGGAGGCUGCGUUUUGGUGUGCACGGACACGGCUGGCCGAGUACUGGAGCUGGCUCACAUGCUGGACCAACUCUGGCGCAACAAGGACUCAGGACUCGUUGCAUACUCACUCCUCCUGCUCUCCAAUGUUAGCUACAAUGUCCUCGAGUUUGCCAAGUCACAGGUCAAAUGGAUGAGCGACAAACUAACACGCGCUUUCGAAGGCGCUCGUAGUAACCCAUUCGCUCUCCGCCAUUUGCAACUUUGCCAUUCGGUGGUGGAGGUCACAAGAACACCGGGACCAAAGGUGGUUCUCGCUUCAUUCCCCGAUCUAGAGGUCGGUUUUGCGAGGGACCUGUUUCUGCUUUGGGCGCCCAACCAUUUGAACUCCAUUGUUUUGACAGCUAGAACAUCACCAGGUACAUUAGCUCGGGAUCUUAUAGAGAAAGGCGGGGAUCGUACUAUUGAACUAACUGUGAAACGUAGAGUGAGACUUGAGGGUGCUGAGUUGGAAGACUUUCUGCAGCAGCAAAGAAUAAAGAUAAAUAACAGUAUUAAAGAAGAAGCUGGAGGUGUCUCCUCUGACUCGGAGUCAGAAGGGGAAUUGGAAAUGUAUGUAGUGACAGGGAGGCACGAUAUACCAGUCCGUCACGAUACCAGACCCACCGGCUGCUUUAAGAGCAACAAGCGGCACCACGCUAUGUACCCAUUCCAUGAAGAACGCACCAGGUCCGAUGAUUACGGGGAAAUAAUACGGCCGGAAGACUACAGGUUAGCGGAAAUAGUUGAUGCGGAAGGAGAGAUCCGAGAUGUUCCGCCAGCGCCUCCGCCAAAGCAAGAGCCUGACGAGGAGAUGUUGGAGAUCCCGAGUAAAUGCGUGACGUCGGUGCGUCAGGUGGCGGUCCGCGCCAGCGUGCAGUACAUCGAGCUGGAGGGGCGCUGCGACGGCGAGUCGCUGCUGCGGCUCGUGGCGCACGCCAAGCCGCGGGCCGUGGUCGCACUGCGAGCGCGCCCGCACGCAGUACACACGCUCAGUAAACACUGCGAAAGUGAGGGCAUAGAAAAGGUAUUCACGCCCAACAAGGGCGAAACUAUCGACGCGACUACGGAGUCCCAUAUUUAUCAGGUGAAGCUGACGGACGCGCUGGUGAGCGGGCUGGCGUGGCGCGCGGCGGGCGACGCCGAGCUGGCCUGGCUGUCCGCCGUCGUGGCCGAGCGCGCGCGCCCAAGGGACGCCGACACAGAAGAGCGUGCGGACGACGAACUGAUGUCGCUGGAGCCCACGCGUGGGGAGCGCGGCACCGCCCACUGCGCGUCCUUCAUCAACUCCGUGCGUCUGUCGGAGCUGCGAGCACAUCUCGCGCGCCUCGGCCUUAACGCAGAGUUCAGCGGCGGUGCGCUCGAGUGCUGCAACGGCACCAUCGCCAUACGCAGGUUGGAGAACGGGCGUGUAGCGUUGGAAGGCGUGUUGUCCGAAGAAUAUUACAAAGUGAGAGAACUGCUCUACGAUCAGUUUGCUAUAGUUUAA
This is a messenger RNA of Parnassius mnemosyne (clouded apollo), 2193 nucleotides long. The record is from the annotation of a GenBank genome assembly. Lineage: Eukaryota; Metazoa; Arthropoda; Insecta; Lepidoptera; Papilionidae.